Nilaparvata lugens (brown planthopper) is the source of this 3370-nucleotide messenger RNA. RefSeq lists its product as uncharacterized. Lineage: Eukaryota; Metazoa; Arthropoda; Insecta; Hemiptera; Delphacidae. Gene Ontology annotation, molecular function: odorant binding. The record is from RefSeq and is a predicted model, not a curated record. The transcript has 5 exons. Bases 577 to 1182 code for a protein of 201 amino acids.
UAUUUUGUUCAUGCUCAUUACAAAUGAUAAAUAUUUUUGAAUUUUAUAAGUUUUUUCUUCCUCCACAAGUUGCCAUGUGCUUACCAAAUCCUCUAGUUGAAUACUAUUUGUUUACAACAAAAUUUGCCACGGUGUCUGGCUAGAUUUCAAAUUACACUGCUUAAUAACACUGGUUGCUGACCAGUAGGUAUUAUAGCCUAACCUCAAAAUUCCAAUACUUUAUAUAAUAUAAUAAAUAGCAAAUAAAAAUUCUUUUCUAUUUGGCUGUUCUAAUUUUAGCCAUGAUACCCAUUAUUAUCUAAUCUUUCAUUUGUUGCUAUUGCACCUGGAUAUAACAGAGCAGCUGUUUGCUCAAGACCUAUAAAAUUUUUUUAAUUAGCGAUUUUGUUGCUGAUCAAAAUUUAAUUAGUUACAAGUAUUUCCUAGUGGAGAGGCUCGCUCAAGAACACCUCAAGAAUCAAAAUUACACUUAUAACUUUUGACACAGUGCUCAGAUUUCAUCGUACUACACUUCAUUCUUCUCGUCUCGUCAAGGCGGUCCAAAAUCAUGCAUCAUAAGUCAAAUUCGGUCGAAAAAUGGAAAAUGUUAUGUUGAGUGUACUCAAGCCCAUAUUUCAAUACCCAAAAAAUGGCCAAUUUCUAUACAAUCUUUACAAUUCAAUGCCUAACAAAAUAUUCCUUCUUUUUCCAGAUGAUUUUAACAGUCUGAGCAAUUUUUCUCUACCUGACCAAAUCUCAGCCUCUGUAAAGUGUACUCUAGCAUGUAUGCUGGCACAUACAAAAUUGGUUGAUUCACAGACUGGUCGUUUCAUCAGUGCUUCUAGGAUAUUUAUUGUUAAAUUGCUGAUAAAGACAUUACAUAGCUCUAUCAAAGACUUCUAUCCUGAGUUUAAAGUCGUCAACAGUGGGGGAUUUUUUGAUACCUUUUUCAAUCUGGUUGAUAUCUGUAAGAAUAUAGAUAUUGAAAGAGGUUUGGAUAAAUGUGAAGUUGCAUAUAAAUAUACUCUUUGUGCUAUGCAGCAGCAAAAAACACUUUUUAAUGAAUUGAAGACUGAAUGGAUGAAAGCCAGAAAUGAGAAGAAACGUCGACGUCAAGAGUGGGAGAAACAAAAUAAGGAGGAUAGUUUGAGGAAGUCAAGAGCAGAUGCAGAAAUAGGGGAGGAAGAUAAAAGCAAACUGUAAUGAAGAAUGUAAAUGACGAGAAAGGAAAAGAAUGGUUACAGAAAGAGUAAUCAAAAAGUUAUGUUUUUCAAUCUUGAAACUGUUAAAAAAUACACUCUGUACAAUUCACAGUAAAAUGUUUUAUGAUGGUAUAGGACUAAUGUAGCUAGUAAUGAACAUUAAUGAAAUUAGUUUUAUACUUGAACCUAUAUAUUGAAAGACCUUUUGCAAAUUCAAAUCACUUCUAUAUAGGUUUACAGUGCGUCCAUUAUGUCACGCACAUCAAAAUAAACAUGUCUGUAAAAAGUGGGUUUUUUAUAAUUUUUGUUGUGUGGCUAACACAAGAUAGCUUCACUAUUUACUGGUAUGUAUAUGUAAAGAUAGUCAUUAUUGACAUUAAUAAAAUCGUAGGUAAAACAAAACACCAAUUUUGGCAGUAUAAAUUAUUUAUUGUGUAAAAAUUAUUAAAACUCGACCAUUAUUAUAUUAUUUUUCUGUGCAUUUAUACAGAAAUGUGAAUGAUAUCGUUUAUCGUUUAUUAGGUAGUCUACUUGGAUUAUUGAUAAAAUUCAUCAUCCAUAGAUUAUCAUCCAUCAACAGAAUAAUUGUCUCAUUUGUACUGCUGUUAUUAGAUUAAAUAAAUGUACAGUAUUUCUUAUUUUUAGAACUCGUGGCUGGAGCUCAUGGCUUCUUUUUCCAGUCACAAAAACUAUUGUAUUUUAAUGAUUAUUUAUAUUUUUCAAAACAUUUCUUGUAUUUGGCACUAAAUUCAUUAUUUAUUUAAAAUGUAAAGAUUGCAAAAGGUUACAAAUAAUGCAUCAAACAAUAUUCUUCAAUGUUGUUCUCCCAUCACUUCUUACUAUAAAAUCACUUUUUUGUUAAAAAGAAUGACUAUAUAGUAGUCAAAUUUUUUGUAUAAAUUGAUGAAUUCAUUCACUAUUACUGUGAAGAUGGCGGACCUGCCGAAUCAAAAGAUCUCGAUGCCACAGUACCUAAGUGAAUAAAAUCAUUUUCUUGGUCAUAUGUCAUAAGCACUUAAGUCCAAAAACAGUUUUGAGAAAAUGGAGUCCAAAGUUUUCUUGUAUGUUCCAACAUAAUUUCCAAGAAUAUUUUUGAUCCUAUCUCAAUGAAACUUACAAAGUAGGUUCAAAAUACACUCAUUCAUGAUUCUAUUUUUCCAGAGUAUUGAAAAACUACUGAUUUAAUUAUGACUUGAGUUGUUUGGUCCAUGUAAAAGACGACAUAAGUGGAUUUGAGUCAUUUUACCAAAUGAUACUUUACACCAUCCAAACAGCAAGCUAUUCACAUUUUAAAACUAACUACAGUAAAGUGUUUAUACCCAAGCAUAGAUUCCCAAAAUUCAUCUGCAAUACCUGAUUUAAGAUACUAUAAUGGUGUUAAUAACAGAGUAGGACUAAAGUUGUUUUACCAAAGUGUAGAUCUCGAAAUUCUACAUCCGGAUUUGUGAAGUUAUCUCAUUUCUUUAAAAAGUGCUUGUAUCAAAUGACCAAGGAUUCAUUAAAGAGAUUUGACUGCUAUUCAAUCACGAAAAAAGUGAUUCAAUAAUUAUACUUCAAUCGUCAAUAAAAUUUAUUUUCAAAUGAUCAUUUUUAGAAUAGAGAUUGAAUAUUUUGUUAAUCAUUUAUACAUUGUCAAAACACCAUCUGCAACGUUAUAGAACUCGGAAGAGGAUAACACUAUCUGUCUUAUGGGAUGAUAGCACAGAGAAGAAGUUAGUAAGAGCUAUAGGACUAUUCCAAGUUGCAUUCUUCAUUUAUUUAUUGAAUUAUCUUUUCCUAUUGAGAAAUCAUUCAAUGCAUAGAACUUCAUUGUUUUAAUUGUUAUAGUAUUCUAAUUUGUAAUGUAAUUGUUUUUGAUGAAUAAAUUUUAUUUGAUUUGAUUCUAAUACAUUCCUAUGAUAAUAUUUAGUUACCCAUAAAUCGUUAUCAGUACGUUAUAAUACGUUAGACGUUUCAUCAAUCCUGCAAUGUUUUAGAAUUUGGUUGACAAAUUUUGUAACUGAACAGCUGUUGUAAUCUCAUUUCACAUGCUCAAACUCGCUUUCACUCGUUUCCACCAGACUACUAGUAGUUAUGUGAACAGAAGACCUCACUCAGUAUUCUCAUCCACAAUUACCUGACUGAAACUGUGGCUUCACCACACAUCUGUGUAAUCACUUGUCAGCUGAUUUAUGAUGAAUAAUUCUAUA